AUGGAAACUCAUGAGGCUAAGACCGCAGCUAAAUCAGAGGAACCAAAGACGACAACGGCAAACGAGGAAAAUAAGAGCACAGUCAAAACGGAAGAUCUGAAAACAGUAGUGAAAACAGAAGAAACAAAGACCACGAUUAUAACAGCAGACUCACAAACUCCAUUGGAAGCCCAUGAAGGAAACAUCUCAGUUAAAACAGAUGAUUCAACGACCGCAUUGAAAACAGAAGAAACAAAGGCGACCGUUAAAACAGAAGAUCCAAAAUCACUAAUGAAAACAGAAGAAACAAAAACCACAAUUAUAAUAGCAGAUCCAAACACUCCAUUGGAAACUCACGAGGCCGACACGUCAGUUAAACCAGAUCAUUCAAAGACCGCAUUGGAAGUAGAAGAUCCGAAAACAGUAGUGAAAACAGAAGAAACAAAAACCACGAUCACAACAGCGGAUCCAAAAACUCCAUUGGAAACCCAUGAGGCAACCAUGCCAGUUAAAACAGAUGAUUCAAAGACCGCAUUGGAAACAGAAGAAACACAGACUCCGGUGAAAACAGAAGCUCCAAAAACUUCGAUGGAAACUCAUGAGGCAAAGAGCACAGUUAAAACAGAAGAUCCAAAGUCGUAUGGUAAACAAGAAGAAUUAAAGACGAAUGUUGAACUCAAUGAACAGCAGCAUCAAAGUAUUCUUGAAGCACAACAAGAACGAGUUCUAACUCAAGAGGAAGAAGACAAAAUUGUGGAAGCUGUUAUACAAGACUUGUUGCCCAUUGUUGAACAGUUGGUUUCAGUUGAAGUAGGACGAGUAUUAUUUAAUCGAGACAUUGAAGAUGAUGGUAAUGGUUUUAUAUCAUUUCCAUAUAUUUUUGAGGGCAGUGCUCCGAUGUUUGUCUCAUCACAUGAAGGUGGAAUUAGAGAAAUUUACCACCAACAACAACAACCAAUUAAUAGAGUUAUGGAAACCUAUACGGAUGGCGUCCUAGGUGAUGUUGCAUUCGUUCCUAGCGACUUACGUACGGCAACGAUGAGUGGUGCAAUAGGAGGAGGUGUCAGAGGCGAAGUUCAUACGUAUUCUUCGAGUCUACCAUCUCCUCCUGAAGGCUUAAGCGGCGCUCCUGGAUUAGUCGAAGGUUAA
Rotaria sp. Silwood1 is the source of this 1128-nucleotide messenger RNA. The record is from the annotation of a GenBank genome assembly. NCBI's taxonomy places the organism in Eukaryota, Metazoa, Rotifera, Eurotatoria, Philodinida, Philodinidae.